Messenger RNA from Aspergillus calidoustus, 2100 nucleotides. NCBI's taxonomy places the organism in Eukaryota, Fungi, Ascomycota, Eurotiomycetes, Eurotiales, Aspergillaceae. The record is from the annotation of a GenBank genome assembly.
AUGUCCGACAAACUUACCAGAAUUGCCAUUGUCAGCAGUGACAAAUGCAAGCCGAAGAAAUGCCGUCAAGAAUGCAAAAAGUCCUGCCCUGUUGUCCGUACCGGAAAACUUUGCAUCGAAGUCACCCCGGAAUCAAAGAUCGCUUUCAUCUCUGAGCGCCUCUGUAUCGGUUGUGGUAUCUGUCCGAAGAAAUGUCCUUUCGGUGCGAUCCAUAUUAUCAAUUUGCCGACCAACUUGGAGAGCCAGGUCACCCACCGUUAUUCCGCCAACAGCUUCAAGCUUCACCGUCUUCCGAUGCCCCGCCCCGGUCAGGUUCUAGGUCUGGUUGGAACAAACGGUAUUGGAAAGAGUACCGCAUUGAAGAUUCUUAGCGGCAAGCUGAAGCCCAACCUUGGACGUUAUGACAACCCUCCAGACUGGGAAGAGAUCCUUCGCUACUUCCGUGGUUCCGAACUGCAGAACUACUUCACGAAGGUGUUGGAAGAUGAUCUGAAGGCUGUCGUCAAGCCUCAAUAUGUUGACCAGAUCCCCCGAGCUGUUAAGGGUCCUACCAAGAAUGUUGGAGACCUCCUCAAAGCGCGCGCUCAAAUGGACAACAUGGAGUCAAUCUUGGAUGAUCUUGAGCUUAGGCAGGUUCAAAACCGUGAUAUCGAUCACCUCUCCGGAGGAGAGCUUCAGCGAUUUGCCAUUGGUCUAGUCUGCGUCCAGAAGGCUGAUGUCUACAUGUUUGACGAGCCUUCCUCAUAUCUCGAUGUCAAGCAGCGUCUUGCCGCUGCCCGCUCGAUCCGUGACCUUCUACGCCCCGACGACUAUGUUAUCGUUGUCGAGCACGACUUGUCGGUUCUCGACUAUCUUUCCGAUUUCGUUUGCGUUCUUUACGGAAAGCCCGCAGUUUACGGUGUCGUGACCCUCCCAUCUUCAGUGCGUGAAGGUAUCAACAUCUUCUUGGACGGACACAUCCCCACUGAGAACCUUCGAUUCCGGGAGGAAUCACUUACUUUCCGUCUUGCUGAAGCUGGAGACGAUUUCAUUAUCGACAAGGCCCGCGCAUUCCGUUAUCCAGCUAUGGAGAAGACCCUUGGCAACUUCCACCUCAAGAUUGACGCCGGUGACUUCACGGAUUCCGAGAUCAUUGUCAUGAUGGGAGAAAACGGAACUGGAAAGACUACAUUCUGCAAGAUGCUUGCUGGUGCCGAGAAGCCUGAUGGAAAUGCCUCUAUUCCUCGCAUGAACAUCAGCAUGAAGCCUCAGAAAAUUACCCCCAAGUUCCAGGGAACUGUUCGCCAGCUCUUCUUCAAGAAGAUCAAGGCUGCUUUCCUGUCGCCUCAGUUCCAGACCGACGUGUACAAGCCUCUCAAGAUCGACGAUUUCAUUGACCAGGAGGUCCAGAACCUGUCUGGUGGUGAAUUGCAGCGUGUCGCCAUUGUCCUGGCUCUUGGAAUGCCUGCUGAUAUCUACCUGAUUGACGAGCCCAGUGCUUAUCUUGACUCCGAACAGCGUAUCGUGGCAGCCAAGGUCAUCAAGCGUUUCAUCAUGCACACCAAGAAGACCGCCUUCAUCGUCGAGCACGAUUUCAUCAUGGCUACUUAUCUUGCUGACCGCGUUAUCGUGUUCGACGGUAAGCCAUCUGUUGAUGCUCACGCCAACACCCCCGAGUCCUUGGUUACCGGAUGCAACACCUUCUUGCGCAACCUCGACGUCACCUUCCGUCGUGACCCCAACAGUUACCGUCCUCGUAUCAACAAGUACAACAGUCAGAUGGACCAGGAGCAGAAGUUGGCCGGAAACUUCACAAUCCGUACUAACACGUCGUUUUUCAGUUCUUCUUGGAGGAAGAGAAAUGAAGAGGGCAUUCCAAAGAACCAUGAUCGUGUCCCUCACAAACGUGAUGGCCGCGACUCCGACCAGCGGCAGCAUCGGCGGCGCAGGCAUAGGAGAAUCCUUCGAUUAGGGGCGUUCUACGGCGUUACCAAGGCCUCGGCAGCUCAAAUUAAACGACUUGUCAGUCGUGGCGUUGAGCUUUGCGGCGAUGCGGAGGGAGCGUCGGACGAGGAUGACGAAGAGGACGAGAUCGGCGCAGCAACCCAUGGCUCAAUGUAG